Molecule: messenger RNA, 1979 nt
Organism: Heterobasidion irregulare TC 32-1
Lineage: Eukaryota; Fungi; Basidiomycota; Agaricomycetes; Russulales; Bondarzewiaceae
Exons: 8
Coding region: 94-1632 (512 amino acids)
Source: RefSeq, a predicted model, not a curated record
CAACACUCUCUCAAGCUGCCUCAUCCAACCCCCUCACCCCUCUUCACCCCGCCCCUCAGAUACUUUCCCGUCGCCCUCAGACGGAAAGCAAACAUGGUGGUCCUCCCAGACCCCCCCACCGUUAAGGACGUCGAACAUGACCUGCUCAAAGACAAGGCCCACAAGAGGCAGCCAUUCAAUUAUCCCUUGAUCUCCUCUAGUACCGACAUGGUCGAUUUCAGCGUCUGGGACCACAUCUUCCUCACCUCCCUGGUGGGCGGCUUGACCAUUCAUCAGUUCGAGACCCCUCCAUCCAUGAUUCUUGAUUUGGGCUGUGGGUGUGGUUACUGGGAUAUCGAAAUGGCGCGCAAAUACCCUCGUUGCAUGGUCGUUGGCCUGGACAAACGCCACAUUCAACCAAAUCUUCAUCGGCUCCCCGACAUGGCCAGUAUCGCCAGUCGGGUGAUAUGGGACCAUGGCGAUUACUUGGACAAACUCAAUUAUGAUGCUUGCACGUUCGACAUGGUGCGAAUAUCCUAUGGUGCCUUGGGAGUUCCUGAAUUCGAAUGGCAAUUUCUGUUGGAGGAGGUGAAUCGCGUUCUUAAACCUGGCGGUGUCUUCGAGCUCUUGGAAGAUGAUCUCAUCUUUCCAGGCGGGCGCCCAGUCUCCAAACCGCAUCACCAACCGUCAUCACCUGAAGCUGAAACUUCAACACAAACAUUCAAAACGCGCAGUCGAAACUCGCUUCUCACAUAUGAUACCCGAUCAUCCUCCUUCAAGCCAAACACCUCAUCUGAAGGAUUAACCAAGAGCAAAUCUGGGAGUCAAGAUUCAUCUCAGUAUCAUUCACCAAUACCUUGGGACGAUGAGAACGUAGAGGACCCCCUCGACCACUCUAAACUGCUGGCAGCAUGGCAAGAAAUGCUCAACUCGCGCUGGCUGAAUGGACAGCUCACCUCCGUUGUCCCACUUUACCUCGCCACCAUCUUCCAAGAUUAUCGCGCCCUCCCCGCGCUUGAGGUUCUCUUGCCUCUUUCGGACACGCCCGUCGUGUCUGGCCGCAACUCCUUCCGUUGCAAAACAGAUGGCUCCACGCUAGAUCAGAUAAUCGAUCCUGCGCCGUUUCGGCAUCUGCGACCUGCGACCGUCAAGGAUGAACCGGACGCGUCCUCCAUCAGGUCCGACAAAGGUCCCUCACACCACCUUUCUGCGUCGGCACCGAUGCAUCUGGCCCGUGCGGUGCAGGUCGUGAAGGGGUGCAAGGAAGCAAUCUGGGAGGCAUAUGAGAGGCUCUAUGGGAAGGAUCCGGUCGUUAAGAUUGUCCGGGAACAUCCAAAGCGAAAUACGGCCAGGGACCAGUUCGAAUAUGCUUGGAUGAACUGGGAGAACGAUAUGGCAGAUCGGAUGGGGAUGCGCGAUGUGGUUCAGGCUUCGCUCGGUUGGUGUCCACCCCCCGAUGACCCCCCCGACUGGCGCAUCUGGCGCGAUCGCAUCUCUCGACAGCCUGAAAACAUCAGAUACAGCUCCGUAUCGUCGUCCUCAACUCGCUUCGACAUUUGCCGAUGUGUGCGCGGAUUUGUCGCCUGGAAACGGACUACAGACGAGGCUCCACCUGUUCCAGACAAAUCGGAAUACGUGUCGAAUCGCUCGUGACGAUUGCUCCGAAGCGCAAGCUCAAGGGUGUUGUCUUUAUAACAGUCUGUUUUCGAGGACUACGUACGAUUUAUACUAACUUAGUCUUCACUUCGCGUGCCCAUUCGCGUCUUUUCGCGCAUCUGGUACACACAUACAUAGAUCGACAUUGUCGCUGGCGCGCCAGUCUCGCUGGGAUCAUACGUUUUGAUACCCCAUCACACAUACCAUAUACCUGCAAUCUGAUUUUUUGGUACCAAUCAGGUUGACCUCAUAGUACUACGUUGACCACUCAUAUACAUUUUAGGCUUCAAUUGCAUCUUCUCUAGCAUGACUGAUAUUGAAUGAUGGAUCCCAUAAUAGCUCAC